CUUGCCUGGAAAGUGUAAACCAACAGCUUGGGUCCCUUUCUUUGAAUUUUCAGCUUAAAUAGAGAUAGCUUCUCACACCCGAAUUUAGAAAGUUUUCUCUUUCUCGUUCUAUCUGUUAAAUCAAUCUUUUACACACUUGAGAAAACAUGAUGCACAUGUUCUUCCAGAUAUGGAGUUGGGUGAUGCAGCCAGAAGUUUGGAGAUUUGUAGGCUUUGCUUCAGCUGUUGUUGGACUGCUCUGUUAUGCUCUCAGCUCUUCCUUCAACUAUCUCUUUGGAAGUUGGAAUUUGUGGAAGAUCAUUCUUUACACUGUUUUCAGCUUCAUCAUCUGCUCGGCGGUUUUAUUUGCAAAGAUAUGGCAACAAUCAAGAACUCUUCAGUUUAAAGCUCACAUUGCAUUUUUGGUAUUAACAAUCACCUCACUAUAUUCAUUUUACUAUGACAAAGUGGUGAAUGGGCAACCAGAUGCAUAUAGCCUCAUUACAUGUGUAUCCUUUGCUAUCAUGUCGCUCAGCUUGUCCAGGAAGAAAACUCAGUGCGGAUUUGAAAUCGAUCUUCUAUAUUUCUUCCUUGGAUGUUUACUUGUGCAACUCAUGAAGAUUAAAUUAUUGUUAUUCUUUGUUGGAACAUGUUUCAGCUACUCGCUGAUUAUUCUUCGUACUUGUUUUUCUUCCAUGGAUGCUUCAUUAGAUAAUGAACUUCCUAAUAGUCUUCAAGAUGAAAAUAAUCAUGUGGUUGUUGAAGUUCAUUCAGAUUCAGCACAACAGACUCAAGUCAUGAAUCAGGACAUUUCUGAUCUUCAGAAAAAGGAGAAAGGGAUACAAGAGCAGAAUAACAUGCUCUUAAAAAGGAGCUCUCAUAUCACACAUGACAAAGCUUACAUGACGAAACUGGUGUUAAAGUUGGACAUACAUGACUACAAAAUCAAGCAAAAAGCUAUGAAGGCAGCCACUAGCGUUUCAGGGAUUGAUUCAGUUUCAAUGGACACGAAAGACAAGAAAAUGACUUUAAUAGGAGAUAUUGAUCCAUUAAAAGUAGUUGCUAAGCUAAGAAAAAUUUGUCAUGCAGAAAUAGUUUCUGUUGGACCAGUUAAGGAGGAAAAGAAAGUUUAACCUAAAAAAAGAAGGAAGAAAUUAAGAACGAUCCAACAAAAACAAAUAUUAUUGAUCCUUUGAUGUUCUAUGGAACACAUGCCUAAUGCCUAUUAGUACAAUCAUCACAUGAGGCUUGCAUUUGUCUUUCCUUUUGGUUUUUGUUUAAUGAUUUGUAAACGCAGUAUGAUGUAUAUAGUGUUGAUUAUAAUACGAGGCUUGCAAGGCUAUUCUUUUACAUUUUUUUUGUAUAGGUACGUUCUUAAUCAAUAUGAUACUAUCUAAACUUAGACAGUAACUCUCAAUAAAUUGUUUAUCCUUAAAACAAAGUAACCACUAACAUUUUACGUAUGAAAAACAGAACCAUGGUGUGUGCAACUGCAACCUUAUUAACCUAAAAGAACACAAGGACAAACUACAUUCCUCAGCAACAACAACAUAAUACCAAUUACCUAAGUCUCAUGAAUUCAAUAAAGCAUGGAAAAACAACGUAGUGUAUGCUGAAAUAGAUGGCUUACUGUUUUUUUAUUCCGUAAAUCACAAACUGUUCAAUGUAAAGCACAAAACAUGGAAUAAAAGGGUAAACUUUCUCUUUAUAGGAUAGGUCACAGUUUCAAUAAUUGAAAAAAUUGUUCAAGUUGGAUGAACAAUCACAGAUAGAAAAUGGUGGGUAUAAAUUGAAAGUCAUGGUGACUUUCCGGGCAAAAGUCACUGAAGCCCAAUCUCAUUGUUCCUCUCUAUUGGUUCGUGUGGUUAUAUAUAAAAGCAUGAGUGACAAUUUUAUGUAUUUAAAAUAUAGUUAAAUAUUAUUAUAUAUGUACAUCCGGGUAUUAUCAUCCCGGUACCCGAGGAUAUGUUUCGGUGUCUUGAUGGUUGAGUUAUGAGGGCCAUAUUACCAGAAAUCGAGGUCAGGAAGGAUCCGACCUGGAGACGUGAGAUCUCAGCUAUCAGUGUUAAGGACCGGAGAAUGUGCCGGGACCAGGGGCGACGCGCCUCACCGAGAUGGUGCCCAAGUCUGUAGAAUACGAUUGGUUCGUCCUCAAGCCGAGGACGAGGUUGUAUUGGUCUGUUAUGGUUACCCCAGAAUCAAUGCAUUGAGCAUCCCAAAAGCCUUAACGUAGACGGUUGUGUGUUUCUCCUUUAAUGGGGACGUUACGAUGGGAAGCGGCGCUCAUUGAUGAGAAGAAUCCUAUUCUCCAUUUAAGAGGAUGGGAACAAAUGAUGAAGAAUGAUGAAAGAAUGAUGAAAGAUAGACCAUUGGCAUACCAUACAUUCACACCUAAGUAUACAAUACAUACUCGAAAAGCUAAUACAUGAGCUUCUCAGAACUUAGUGACUUACCCUACUUUGCGGCUGAUCCUGACUUGAAUCACGUCGGUCACCCAGUUGGUGUUCACUUUUGGAACAUUUGGCGCCCACUGUGGGGAAAAUGUGCGAGUUGAUCGUUCAUGUCCCUCGUGAGGAAAAUGUGCGAGUUGAUCUCCUAGAACGCUUAGCUAGUAUCAAGGGCCCUGAACUGAAUAGGACAUUCAUCCAAGAGACAUUGUAGAAACCCAACACAGAAUUUGACGAAGUCUUUGCCAACACACUCGUCCCUCAGGGUUGGAUGAGUCCUAUCAUCCGUUACCUUACUCAGGAAAGGCUACCAGACGAAGCAGCGGAAACCAGGAGAAUAAAAAGAAUAUUAACAUGUUAUAUCAUGGUGUCAGACAAACUCUACAAAAUGGGUCGAUCUACUCCCAUGCUCCGUUGUAUAUCCGAAGAGGAGGUAGAUUCGAUAAUGCGAGAAGUCCAUGAGGGGUGUGUGGAAGUCAUAUCGGCGGAAGAGCCCCAUCAGGGAAAAUCCUCAUAGCCGGGUAUUAUUGGCCGAGCAUGUUGCAAGACUGCGUCGGGUGUGUAAAUUUGUGUGAAAAGUGCCAGACAUUUGGCCAAGUAGUUCUCGUCCCAGCCGAGGUCCUUCAUUCGGUAAUCUCCCUAUGGUCGUUUUACCAAUGGGGAGCGGAUAUCUUAGGACCAUUCCCGGUAACGCCCGAGCAACUGAAAUUUAUCAUUGUUGUUGUUGAUUACUUUAAAAAAUGGGUUGAAGCUGAGGCUGACCCCAAGAUUACGGGCGAUAAGGUGCGACGUUUGUAUUGGCGGAAUAUCAUAUGUCGUUUUGGCUUACCUAGAGUCAUUGUCUCCGAUAACAUAGCCCAGUUUGAAGAAUAGGAUAAUACUGGCCAGUUUGAAGAAAAAGUUAGACGAAGCAUAAGGCUUAUAGGCUGAGUACCUCCACGAGAUCCUGACACAGUGUAUAAGUACUGACAGCAACUAAAUUGUUAUGCACAGUCUGAGUGGCGAUUAUUUUUAGACAAAUAAAUAUUAUAAAUGAGACAGUUUUUAUGAGACGGAGAGAGUGACUAGUUAACUAUUUCUACACCAAAAGAUAACGUAAGGUUAAACUGUUUUCAUAUAAACUAUAAGUCGUGAUAGGAUACUGGAUUUGGGCUCUAGCCCAAAUGGUGUGUUGAAUGGGAAGAGAAGUGACAUGGUAGGACACUUUCGGUUAGAAUAUUCUCUGAUUUUAAGGGACUUUCUGUUAUAAAAGAGAAUGGACAGGAGUGGAAAAGUCAUUCAGAAAAUUUGUUAGUAAACAGUUAGGUGAAGUUUCUCUCAGGUUUAGGAGUCUAGCUCUUGUUUAGAAGUUUGUAGAACUAGGAUUUACAUUUUCUUGUUCUGUUUUCAUCAUUGUAGAGCAUGAAGCUCACCAAAUUCCAUUCAACAAU
Vicia villosa (hairy vetch) is the source of this 3856-nucleotide messenger RNA. RefSeq lists its product as uncharacterized. Lineage: Eukaryota; Viridiplantae; Streptophyta; Magnoliopsida; Fabales; Fabaceae. The record is from RefSeq and is a predicted model, not a curated record. Gene Ontology annotation, molecular function: metal ion binding. The transcript is spliced from 6 exons. The coding region runs from base 147 to 1112 and encodes 321 amino acids.